CUAGAUGAUAGAUGCUGCUGGCGGGGCUGCUUCAGUCAAUAUUGACGCACUCAACGAUGAGCCAAAGCAUAAUUUGGAAAAAUAAUUGUGGUCUUACCCAAGAUGACGAUGGAGUCAAUUUUUGUGGUGACAGCGAGACUCGAAAUGUUAAAUUUAAAGUUAUUAAUUAUAUCCCGUCGAGAUAUCAUCCUAAAUACUUGUGGUACGUUGCAAUCAGUUUUCUCGUGACAAUUCUGCUAAUCACCAUUAUAGCUGUAUUUAGCAGUCGAAGUACAGAUUCAGAUGCAAGGUUAAUCACUCUUCCCAAACUCUAUUUCAUCGUCAAUAGUACGAGACUUGUGCGAUACGACCUUGAAACUGAUCAUCUGACGUCACAGCAAGAAGCACCGAUGAAUUCAACAUUCUUAUCUUUCGAAAUAGAUGGAAGUAUCGAUAGAUACUGGGUUGAGAACUUGUUUGACGGUUCUCGCAUAGUAGCUCAAACGACUGAAAGUCGGAAGAAAGUUUUGUUGCAAGAGAGGAGAUUCAAACCAAAUGCAGUAGUUUUCGAUGACUCAUCGGCCAAUUUUUAUGCGACAGAUGACAAUGCUGGCCUUCUGAUAGCGAUGAAUGUGCAUAGCGGGCAUUUUCUCAUACUCUUGGCCGACCUGAUUAGACCUCGUGAUGUUGUACUCGACUCCAACGAAGGACUUGUGUUCGUAUUGCAGCACUCAUAUUCCAUUGUACGCGCAAACAUGGAUGGGUCUAAGCCAGUUGAAAUCGUCAGUAAAAACGGUACCACAGCUCUAUCGAUAGACUCAACCAAAAAACGCCUUUAUUGGAUCAACGACUUUUUCAGUAUCGAGUCGUCGGACUACGAAGGUAAAAAUCGACGUACCGUCGUCGCGACCACAACAAAAAUAACAACACUGACCGUUUCCGACAACAAUUUAUAUUGGAUCGAAAGAAACGAGCGAGACGAUGUGGCCUUACUCUUGUCCUGCAACAUGAACACUGAUGUGAUCUGUGAGAAACGCGUAGCUCGGAAAAUAGGCAGCGCUAGCAACGUCACGUCCAUUAGAAGCUAUUUGGCCGUCAACAGGACAGCGCCCAGCCCUUGCGAACUGAGCAAUGGCGGCUGCGAACAGUUAUGCUUGGUUGGCGGCAGAAAUAGAAGCAGCUGCGCUUGCCGCAUGGGCUGGCAGUUGAAUGCAAAUGGACGCACGUGCGACAGGGUGCGCGACUUCGUGAUCUAUCCGUACGACGCUGUGGUGAGGACCUGCCUUCUGGACGGCAGCCGAGAGCUGUUUUGGCCGACUCCGUACUCGGUCAAUAGGCUGGCCGUGAAAACGGAAAUUGAUUUCGAGUACGACUUGAAAAACGAUUACUUUUACUUUAGCGACGACCACCACAUCCACAGGAUGAAGCUCAAGUCGUACGCCGGUCAGGAGGUCAUCUUGAGUGUUAACUCGUCGGAUCUAAUAAUCGACGACAUUGCUUACGAUUGGUUCACCGGCAAUAUGUACUACGGGCAGCGUCACGUUGACGCCACUCUCGAACAUUCUCUGGUGGUCUUCAACACGCGUCUGGGAGAGAUUCGCCGCAAGAGCAUAAAGAUCUUUGACCAAGACGACUUUAAGGCUCGUUCGUACGCCCUGGCCUUGCACCCUGGAAGGGGUUAUUUGUUUGUGGCCGUCACCCACGAGGACGAACGCGACACUCACGUUUUCCGCAGCAAACUGAAUGGCACCGAUUUCACGCGAAGUUACCAUUUCUACGCGGAGGGCAUGCAGGAUCACCGAUUUUUCGCCAUCGAUUACGAGUCCGAUCGCGUAUACGCGAUUCAAGAAUCCGGCGAAAUAAUAUGGAUAGUGUACGUUAAAAUCCAAUCUACGGGAAUGCAGUUUCCCGAGCAUCCUAAUUUCGCGCAUGCCAGAACUGUCGCCGUGCACCAGCGCUGGCUAUACCUCAGUAGCUUCUCGAGGAUAUGUCGCUUCGAUAAGGAAACCGGAGAGGAUCCAUUCGUGAUUGCUCCGCGAGUUGAAGAUCCCGCCAAGAAAAUCACUGGCGUGAGAAUCGCCAGCGAAGAAAUACAGUUUACUGGCUCGGAUAAUCCCUGCGCCGAUAAUAACGGCGGUUGCGAACAAUUCUGCUUCUCCGGAUCCAAGGCUACGUGCGACUGCACGGACGGCCAAAAAGUCAACGACCAUGGACGAUGCUACGUAUCAAUGUAACGAUUAUUCAAAUUCGCGAAAGCGAUUUCGUCUCUAGAUACUUCUACAGAAAACAACAGUAAAACGAAUCAACAAAUAUGAUUAGCGUAGCAACUUACGAACUUCGUUUUCAAGCAUUUCGAUACCAAUUUGUUCCAUAAUACUGCCGAUCUUCCUUAUUUGUAUGUAUUUGCACUCAACUCUUUCAAAACCACGAAAAGCGAAGUGUACGCCGAGAAGCCGCAUAUAUGAACUGUCAUUCCGAAAAUAUUAAUUACGUUGGGUAAACUGAGGACGCAGUUUACAUUGCCAGAUAAAAAUUUAUGAGAUUGUACGAACGUGUAUAUGUAUAAUGAAAUGAAGAUAACUUGAAAGAUGUUAAAGUAUUGAAAGGUAUUGAAUGUUGAAGUCAAACGAAUCAAGGGAAAAGUCGUUUGUCCAUUAGUAUAAAAAUUUUCUUUCAGGCCUAAUCGCUGUCACUAUUGCUAAAAUUUCUUCCGUAAGCAUCGACUCUUCGAACAAAAGAAUCAAAAAUAUAAUGUAUCUUAGAUAAUAGUGUAUUUCUAUUAUCUUUUUUAAUGAAUUGAUAGAAGAUAAAAAAUAUUCGUAUCUUCCUAAUAUCAUUAUUUGUUUAAGCAUAUUGAGAACUAAUCUGUGCAAUGAACCUUUUACAGAAACCUCGAUUUCUAUAAGGUGUCUUGAACUGUUCUUCAUUAAAUAUUAUUUUAUAAUAAUCACUGUGAAAACUCAUUCCCUCAUUCAAUUACAAUAAAAAUUUUACAAUGCUGUAUUGGUGCAGUUCUACUUUCCGAUUAGAUGGUAGAGACCUUUACGUAUAUACAUUCAUAUAUAUCCGCUUCAUCGCUCUGAGCUGGAAGGCUAAUUUAUCGAACACAUUGUUGAUUUUAGGCAGUACCAUAAUGUUAGUAUAAUUCGAAUUGUAACUUAAAGAAUGCAAGUGUCCAUGUAUAUAUUAAUAAUUUUCAGACAAAAAAAUAAUUAUAAAAAAUAAGAAUC
Messenger RNA from Phymastichus coffea, 3209 nucleotides. RefSeq names its product low-density lipoprotein receptor-related protein 6-like. NCBI's taxonomy places the organism in Eukaryota, Metazoa, Arthropoda, Insecta, Hymenoptera, Eulophidae. The record is from RefSeq and is a predicted model, not a curated record. Bases 12 to 2213 code for a protein of 733 amino acids. The transcript has 4 exons.